AUGAAACAAUCAUUGGUUUUGUAUUCGGGUCCAGAAGAAUCCAGCUCUCGGUUCGGAUACUUCCAUCUACCAGGUCCACCAUCUCGUCUGGCCAGGGCGCGUUUAGGAAGUCUUUGUUCGUGGCGAUCCAAAUACUAGUGCCGUAGACGUUGGCUUGCAUUUGUCCAGCGAGAAAAUUCAAUAAGCGAUGGAGACGAGCUACAAACUAACUCUCAUCAGGCACGGAGAGACGAACGAGAAUCGCCUGGGUAUAAUGCAGGGUCAGAUGGACUGCGCCUUGUCUGAAGUGGGCGAGCAGCAGGCACGGGCGCUGGGCUCGCGACUCGCCGCCGACAAGAUGGAGUUCACUCACGUGUUCAGCAGUGAUCUGCAACGUGCAUAUAAAACGGCUACGAUCUCCCUGGAGCUGCUCGCCAAACAGCGACAGAAGGAUACAACUCGAACGGAAGGGGAGUCGAGUCCAGGCGACAGCACGCCAGCCACUCACAAUGGCAGCAGCAGCAGCAAUGAUGGUGUUGCCAAAGGAGCGGAGCAAGGGCCAGCGACGACAAUCACUCGCGACCAGCUGCUGCGCGAGUUCAAGUACGGCACGGGCGAGGGGAAAACCCGUGUGCAGCUGAAUGCAGUGGCACAGCAGCUAGGCAUGACUCUCUGGGAGUACACUCCACCGGGCGCGGAGAGCGAGCUGCAGAUGGAAGCGCGGACGAGCGCGUUCUUCGACAAGCUCAACAGUUUCGUACGGGACCGGUGCUGCAGCGAGGACUGCGCCGCCGACGAGGCAGCGCUUAAGUUCACCAGCACGCCCGGCUUAGCAUCUGGUGGCGGUGCAAGCGCACCGCCGGCACAACCGCACUUGGCCGUGUAUACGCACGGCGGCUGGAUCCGUGUGUUCCUGCACGUGCUCGCACGGAAGCACCAUCUCGUAUCGAGGGUCCGUGGCAUUCCGGCAGAUCGACUCUCGCGAGUGCCUCCGAACACGGGCGUGUGCCAGUUUACUGUGCGGCUGGGCGACGGUGUGACACAGAGCAGUGCAAGGGUCGAGUGCACGAUGGCGCACGAUGCACAACACCUCGACUCAAUACCACCAGUAGAGUGAUGCCGAAACACGCGUGUGUGUGUGUGUGUGUGCGUCCUCUUCUCUCUUUCUCUCUCUCUCUCUCUCUCUCUCUCUCUCUCUUUCUUUGUCAUUUGAAUUUCGAAAGCUGGAGACCAGGUGACGUCAUGGCAAGGGACCACUGACCGAAUGAUGUCAUGCUCGCUGUGUCAUGACUCAUGAGUGCAGUUACAGCACCCUGCCUCCAUUCAUGCCCAUGUAUAUUCUUCUCUAGAGCAUGCAGCAAAAAUUCAGACAUUGGCACGGAGGUAUCAAGCAAGCUUCGAUCCAAGCUACUUAGAAAUGCUUUCUAAUUUAUUUUCAACAAUUUCCAACACCUUGCAGUGUACCGCUGGCUUGUUCACAUCAUCAUAAAAUCAUUAUGAUUUGUUUGCAUGUUGCUACUUGCUGAAGUCGGGGUCAUGAAUGCACGACCUUUUUUUUGGACUACGUUCCAUCCAUAUACAUGUACAUGGCUGUGCGAUUAUUUGCCGCCACAUUUCGCUCCAUUUGCUUAUGUUGUUUCAAAUCUUUAUUCUCACGAUAUCCAGUGGCCAAUAAGAGAUAAUAGUGUAAGAAAGGAGAAAGAGUGAGGAAGAAUUGGGUGGGC
Messenger RNA from Sycon ciliatum, 1703 nucleotides. RefSeq names its product fructose-2,6-bisphosphatase TIGAR B-like. Gene Ontology annotation, molecular function: fructose-2,6-bisphosphate 2-phosphatase activity. The transcript has a single exon. Gene Ontology annotation, biological process: negative regulation of glycolytic process; regulation of pentose-phosphate shunt. The record is from RefSeq and is a predicted model, not a curated record. The coding region runs from base 188 to 1096 and encodes 302 amino acids. Gene Ontology annotation, cellular component: cytosol. Lineage: Eukaryota; Metazoa; Porifera; Calcarea; Leucosolenida; Sycettidae.